UGGCGGGCUGCAGCCGCGGCACGGCGAGAGCAUGUCCAAGCCGGUGGACCACGUCAAGCGGCCCAUGAAUGCCUUCAUGGUGUGGUCGCGGGCUCAGCGGCGCAAGAUGGCCCAGGAGAACCCCAAGAUGCACAACUCGGAGAUCAGCAAGCGCCUGGGCGCCGAGUGGAAGCUGCUCACCGAGUCAGAGAAGCGGCCGUUCAUCGACGAGGCAAAGCGCCUGCGCGCCAUGCACAUGAAGGAGCACCCCGACUACAAGUACCGGCCGAGGCGCAAGCCCAAGACGCUGCUCAAAAAGGACAAGUUCGCCUUCCCGGUGCCCUACGGCCUGGGCGGCGUGGCCGACGCCGAGCACCCGGCGCUCAAGGCGGGCGCCGGGCUGCACGCGGGCGCGGGCGGUGGCCUGGUGCCCGAGUCGCUGCUCGCCAACCCCGAGAAGGCGGCCGCGGCCGCCGCCGCGGCUGCCGCGCGCGUCUUCUUCCCGCAGUCGGCCGCUGCCGCUGCCGCCGCCGCCGCCGCCGCCGCCGCCGGCAGCCCUUACUCUCUGCUCGACCUGGGCUCCAAGAUGGCAGAGAUCUCGUCGUCGUCGUCCGGCCUCCCGUACGCGUCGUCGCUGGGCUACCCGACCGCGGGUGCGGGCGCCUUCCACGGCGCGGCGGCCGCGGCUGCAGCGGCGGCCGCGGCCGCCGGGGGGCACACGCACUCGCACCCCAGCCCGGGCAACCCGGGCUACAUGAUCCCGUGCAACUGCAGCGCGUGGCCCAGCCCCGGGCUGCAGCCGCCGCUCGCCUACAUCCUGCUGCCGGGCAUGGGCAAGCCUCAGCUGGACCCCUACCCUGCGGCCUACGCCGCCGCGCUAUGACCCCGCGGGGCCGCCUCGCGAGGACCGGUGUGCACACGUGUACAUAUGUAUAGGUACGAGCUCUGAGGCCUCUCCGCGCGCCCUCCCGCGACGGGGGCCCAGGUUUGUAUGUACAUAAGAUGUAUAGGUGCCAGGCGGAGGCAGAGAUGCCAGUCGGGGCGCGAGUGGCGGAGCGCGCGAGUGCGCGGGCGAGUGUGCGUGUGAAUUCACAGGAUCGUUUCAGACCCGCACUCCGGCAGACAACUUUAAAGAGGGCAGUUGUAUCCGGCAGCAGUUGCUAUUUGCGUUGCACUUGGGAACCUGUUGCGUUUGGGCCCACAGAGGUGGAGCAGUAACUUUUUGACUUGUCGGGCUUCCCAGUUUUCUUUGUUGGAAGUUUUGUUGUCGGUUUUGUUUUUGUUUCCCCUUAUCUUUCUUUUACUGUUAUCAUUCUUUUCUCCUGGUCUGUGUUGCAUGCACUCUGUUCAAAUAUUAGGUUUGAAAUGGUUGGCACAAGGGAAACGCUGGUCUGUGUCGUCAGUUUCUCAGAGCGGAAUGGCUCUGAGCGACCUUGCUCCCUAUUUGUACUAUUUGAACUUUGCAAAUCUCUGUUCUUUCAAGCAGAACCCCCAGACCGGAUCCAUUCUUGAGCAGUGACCGGCUCGAAUCUGGCCUUUUGUGUGUGAGAUGAUCACGGUUUCUUUUGUUUAUCAUACCAUAUGCAAAUCAGAGCAAGAGCUCUUUCUCAAGAGCAAGAACUGCAGACAAGAAAUAUGUGUGCGAUGAAAAGUUGUCAAUUGGAUUUUCGCCCUUAAAAAAAAAAAAAAACUGCUAGAAGUCUUCUUGAGUCCACUCACUUGGAUUUUUGACACAGUUUACACAGAAGGGGAAAAGGCACGGUUCCUAUUUUCCGCUUAUGGCUGAGUUUCACCUUAAGGUUGUAAAUGUGUAUAUGUCUGUGAAAGCAUUAAGUCUGAAAAUGUGUUAUUUGCGUUGCCCUACAUUUGAGUCGGUUUUAGACUCUCAAGCAUUUUGAACAAAUGUCAAAGUUAACUUUUAAAAAUUGUGGGACUAUUUCAGAACCGCAAUUUUAUCUAAGAUUAAAUCAGACUUUUUUGUCUGAGUGGUAAUUAUAUAUUUAUUAUUUAGCAAAACUGGGGAAAAAAAAAAAACAGGAUUGUUUUGACAGAUGUCUCGUUUCAGCUAGCAUUUCUCCACCAACUCAAACCCUUUAAAUGUGGUUUGGAAGUCCCUCCCUAACUAGCCUAUUUUUUAGAUCACCUGCAAUUCAUUUGCAAACUAUGAUAAAGCACAUUUUAGAGAAAAGGACCUCAUUUAUAGCCUUUUUGGGUUUCUUUUUAAAUGUAUAUAUUUUGACUAAUGUUUGUGAAUGAAGUUGGCUAACAUGUAUUUAGUUUCAUUUUGGCUUUAUGUAAUAUAAAGUUUUUAAAACUUUAAGUAUUGGUUUUAACCUUUAUGUGUAAAUGGUUUUCUUGUGUGAUCUUCUAAUUUAAUAUUAGACGUCUAAACUAUAUCUGUAAAUUAGAAUCCGACUAUCACUCUGUUCAUUUUUUUUGAACAAAGAGUUUAAAUAAAGCCUGAACCAGGGAAAAGAGAAAAUCCUUUAUUUCUUGUUGAGUUCCUAACAAGAUUUUUAUCUGAAUUGCCCUUACGUGCCUGGUCCAGGUGAAGUGUAAGGUAUCCUGCAAAGGCACCCUUUGUUUCUCUUUUGAAUAGAUUUACUAGGAAAUCUAAAUCAAGCCAUUGUUAUUCAGAGCCAAAAACCUGAUUUAUCACAUUUUUAAUCGUGAAUAGGAAAGAAGAUAAAAAAAAAAAACCAAGUAGUUGUAUUAUCUUGGGGGGAAAAAAGGCAUAUUCAUGAACCAGUAGAACAGAGCCCAUUGAAAACAUUCAGACCGUUCAAAGCAUCUCACUAGUUUCCAGUAACAUUUUAAGAGGGGAAAGUUGCCUGACCACUUUAUCUUGUGAGUAGGAAAGCCUCACCACUUAAAUCAGUGUAAUUUGUUCAUAGAUCUUUGGCCAAUUCCUUCGUUCCACCUUAAGAUUUUAUUUGUAAGGAUAAUCACUGCUAAUGACAUUGUAUAACUUUUGGCCUCUUUAAGGCUUUAUUCUGUCAUGCUAAUGACAUUAAAAUAGAAAUAUAACCAAUUCUAAUGGAGAGGGUUGAAUUUCCAAGGCUAGACAAGUUGACACUAGAGAAAUGUUUGAAAUUAUAAAGGAGUUUAAUGUUAGAAGAGAAAUUAUAGGGCACCAGGAAGAAUAUCAGAGGAAAAAAAACUGUAAGGAAAUCUCUAUUUUUGCCCCACCAAGAUAGAAAUUCUCAAGAUACAAGACUCAACUAAUCCUAAACUAGCUUCCCCACUGACAGAUACCGUCUCUGGAACUCCACGUCUUUAUAAACGACUCAACUCUUUAAAGUCAUUGUUUUCCCCCAACGGAAUAAUAUUUUAAGAACCAUGAAAAGUUUUGGAAAUGUGAGAAAUAGGCUCUGCUGGUUUGACCCUGAUUCACUAAUUAAAACGAUCCCUCUCCUGUUAUUCCCCCAGCUCUUUGCAAUAUUAUAAGUUAAUUCAUAUGGUUCUGAGCGAUUAUGCAAAACUAAUUUGGACUGUCCAGGGGUAAUUAUCCCUGACACGGUUAAUUAAAUCCUUUCAAGGCUUCGUCUUUCCCUUUUGUAGCAGCCCAUCACUUCUCAACACGGAACUUCCUGCGGCUCGCUGGAAAUCACCCCAGCCCUAAAUCUUAGUUACUUCCCCCAGCCUUCCAGCUCGGCCCCACCAGCCCCAGGAUUCCCCACCCCCUCUAGCCCCCUCCCCUAUCCCUAAAGAUCGGCGUUUUCUGGGAGCAACGCUCCAGGAGUGUUGAUGAAUGAAAAAAGGACUAGAAAGAUGGGUGAGGGAGGAGGGGGGAGGAUGCCAGGGGAGAGCCCUCAGGGCCACUUCGCCAACAGACUGACUGUGCGGCUGUUUGAGUAGCUCAUAGGCCCACAGGAGUGACUAGUUUAUCACACUCUUCUGAAUCCAGUGGUCUCGCUAAGAAGUUGCUCCUGGACAAAGUCUCCCUCCAAGUUAGACUGUGCAAAAGUAAGGGGGUGGAGGGAGCGCCUGGGGUAAGAAGGCGUGGACAAAGGAGUGUGUGUGUGUAAGAGUCAGAAAGUGCCCACAAAUACGGCGCUGGGACUAGGCAAAGAACUGCUGCGGGCUCGAGAUCUCUCUCUCUAUCCGUCUCUCUUUUCCCUCUCCUCUCUUCUUUCCCUUUCCUUUUUUUUUUUUUUUUUUUUUUUUUUUGCUCUUCUCCAUUUUAGUUUCCUUUUAAGGUUUAAAAAAGCCAUGGCAUUCCGUAGGUAGUCACAGUUGCCUAAGGGCUUUAAGCAAGCUUCCAUCCGAGGGGCCCGGCGUGUUGCCUUCGGGCUUCGCGCUAACAGGUGGAUUUGUUCUUUGGAACCGUAACGCCCAGAGCUGGGGGACGCUGCCGAGCGAGGGAUGGCUUCCGGGGAGCAGCGGGGCAGGCCGCGGUUGUCACUUCAU
Messenger RNA from Sus scrofa (pig), 4389 nucleotides. The record is from RefSeq and is a predicted model, not a curated record. Lineage: Eukaryota; Metazoa; Chordata; Mammalia; Artiodactyla; Suidae.